Staurois parvus is the source of this 305-nucleotide messenger RNA. Lineage: Eukaryota; Metazoa; Chordata; Amphibia; Anura; Ranidae. The record is from the annotation of a GenBank genome assembly.
CUAGAGCAAAAUGAAAACCUCUCCUACAAGAUUUAACCAGUGCUCUGCUGGACACUGAUAGAAGUCACAAGACUGCUCUAACUGCUGAUGAGAAAAGGUAUUUACCCAUUUAUAUUUACUAAAACAAUUGCAUUUUCAUGUUCUGUGUACUGUGGGAGACCAAAUAUAGUGAAUGCGGGGUCUGGGGAGAGCAGAUAUAGUGAAUGCGGGGUCCGGGGAGAGCAGAUAUAGUGAAUGCGGGGUCCGGGGAGACCAGAUAUAGUGAGUGCAGGGUGCGGGGAGACCAGAUAUAGUGAGUGCAGGGU